CAACAACAACAGCAACGAUGCUGCCAUUGUUAUUAUGCAUCAUGCCAUUGAUUCGAUUACCGUUGAACCGGAUCUACAGCUAAAGAUGGAGGACAUGGACCGAUGGUUGGGUUACAAUCAAGAUCAGUACAGGUCGGACGCGCCUGUGAUAUUGGAGCGACGCGAUGCAUUCGUGGCGUAUCUUGAAAAGAGCCGUAUCCCGUUUAGGCAUGAAGACGACCCGGUGAUACAUGUCUUGGGACGUGCACGUGUUGAACCACCCUAUGUUGCGACGAGCGUAAUAAGCGAUAAUAAUGUCAUACGCGACCGAGUACGUGAGAUGAUCAUGAAUUUAUUCUAAUCUUUCUAUAUACAACAAGAACAACAAUUGCGCGUGGUUGAGGUUGAGUUAUAUGGGGUG
Messenger RNA from Zychaea mexicana, 400 nucleotides. RefSeq lists its product as uncharacterized. NCBI's taxonomy places the organism in Eukaryota, Fungi, Mucoromycota, Mucoromycetes, Mucorales, Lichtheimiaceae. The transcript has 3 exons. The record is from RefSeq and is a predicted model, not a curated record. The coding region runs from base 35 to 340 and encodes 101 amino acids.